This is a messenger RNA of Fundulus heteroclitus (mummichog), 2739 nucleotides long. RefSeq names its product beta-galactosidase-1-like protein 2. The transcript has 20 exons. Gene Ontology annotation, molecular function: beta-galactosidase activity. Bases 249 to 2171 code for a protein of 640 amino acids. Lineage: Eukaryota; Metazoa; Chordata; Actinopteri; Cyprinodontiformes; Fundulidae. Gene Ontology annotation, biological process: carbohydrate metabolic process. The record is from RefSeq and is a predicted model, not a curated record. Gene Ontology annotation, cellular component: vacuole.
AAUAUUUGAUUUUUGCUAAUUAAAGGCCAAAUUAGUCACACACUGUCCCUUUAACAUACUGCUAACCAACAUUGAACAAAUGCACAUGGGGCAGUCCUGUUACUAAGGUGAGCUCUUUGGCUGGUGAGACACUCCCAUGAGGCGGUGUGUGUUUCAGGCAAGCACCGUGAGUUCAUCUGCGCUCAGAUGCUGCUCUUAGCUCAGUCCUACUGCUCCUGCCAUAGAGUAAGGGAUCUAACAGCCCACUCAUGGCUAUUCUGAGGAUAAGAAAUCUGCACAAACGGAAAUAUACAAUCAUUGGCUUGGUCAUAGUUUGCUUCAUCAUUUAUAAGUGUCUUGGCUUCUUUUCCAGCAUGCCACAGACAGGCUGGAAGAGAAGUAGAAAGGUGGGCCUGAACGCCAACUCAUCCCAGUUCACCCUGGAGGGAGAGCCCUUCCGUAUCCUUGGGGGAUCUGUUCACUAUUUCCGUGUGCCCAGGGCAUACUGGAGAGAUCGGCUAAUGAAGAUGAAGGCCUGUGGCAUCAACACUCUCACUACAUAUGUUCCAUGGAGUCUGCACCAGCCAGAGAAGGGUGCUUUCAACUUUCACACACAGCUGGAUUUAGAAGCGUACAUAUCUCUGGCAGCUGAGCUAGGGUUGUGGGUUAUUUUACGUCCUGGGCCCUACAUUUCUGCUGACAUGGACCUGGGAGGACUGCCAAGCUGGCUCCUCAGGGAUGGCAGUAUGAGACUAAGGACAACUCACCCAGGCUUCACUCAGGCUGUCAACACUUACUUUGACAAACUUAUACCGAAAGUGGUCCCACUACAGUUCAAGAAAGGAGGUCCCAUCAUUGCAGUGCAGGUUGAAGACGAAUAUGGAUCCUUCGCAAAGGAUCAAGGCUACAUGGUAUUCAUAAAGGAGGCUUUACAGUCCAGAGGAAUCAGUGAGCUCUUGCUCACAUCAGAUAACACCAACACAUUGAAGUCUGGGGGUGUUGAUGGAGUUAUCCGGUCAGUAAAGCUGCAGAAACUAAAUCAGAGAAACAUCCAGGAGCUAAGCGUUGCCCAGCCCAACAACCCUUCCAUGGUGAUGGAAUACUGGACUGGCUGGUAUGACGCAUGGGGGGACCUUCACCAUGUGCUGCCUCCAGAAGAUAUGGUGUCUACCGUGAGGGAAAUUCUGAGAAGAGGCAUGUCUGUCAAUCUGUACAUGUUCCACGGAGGAUCCAGUUUUGGCUUCAUGUCUGGAGCAGUCUCUGAUCCUUCAUACAGAGCUUUAGUCUCCAGCUAUGAUUAUGAUGCUCCAUUAUCUGAAUAUGGAGAAUACACGGCCAAAUACCAUCUUCUAAGGGAUUUAUUUUCUCGAUAUAACUCAAGAGGAGACAUCCUUCCAGACAUGCCAACCUUGCGUUACAGGGAGGCCUACGAACCUGCCAUUAUGUACCAGCAUCUGUCAUUAUGGGAUGCUUUAAGCUUUGCUGAGGGUCCUUUCAAGUCAUCCAAGGCAAUAAGCAUGGAGAACCUACCUGCAAACAAUGCCAACGGCCAAUCAUAUGGCUACACACUGUAUGAGACCACCAUCACUAGUGGAGGGUUAUUACAGUCGGGAGACAAUGUUCGAGAUCGUGCCCUGGUGUUUGUAGACAGAAGAUAUAUCGGCCUUUUCAAUCAUCAGAACCUAGAGCUGGCUGUUCCUGAUGGUAAGGACAAGCGUACCUUGAGCUUCCUGGUGGAGAACUGUGGACGAGUUCACCGUGGAAGGGACCUCGACAAACAACACAAAGGACUAGUGGGGGACAUUUUAUUAAACCACAUCCCCCUGAGAGAUUUUACUAUAUACAGCCUGGAUCUAAAACCCAGCUUUAUCGACAGUCUUUAUCAGGCACCUUGGAAAAAUCUCCCAGAAAAUCCCAGUUUUCCUGGGUUUUUCAUGGGGAGGCUGUUUGCAUACGGCUAUCCGAGUGACACGUUUGUGAAGCUGCCAGGCUGGGAAAAAGGCGUUGUGUUCAUAAAUGGUUUGAAUCUCGGUCGCUACUGGUCAAUUGGUCCCCAGCAGGCCCUCUACCUCCCUGGACCCUUUCUCAACAGUGGAAUAAACCAGGUCUUUGUGUUUGAGGAGCAAGAGGGUGACUACAAGGUCUACUUUGAGGAUUCCCCUGAUCUGGGCAUGGCAGCAGAAAUCCAGUGACCAUCAUUAAUGUAGAGGUGUGGCAUUUAGCAGAAAUGCUAAGCCAUGAUCCAUGAUCCCUGCUGCAAAACAUCCCCAGAGCAUGAUGCUGCCACCACCAUGUUUCACUGUGGGGAUGGUGUUCCUGUGAUGAUGGGGUAUGUUGGGUUUCUGCCAGACACUUUUUUCCUUGUUAGCCUAAAAGUUCAAUUUUUGUCUCAUCUGUCCAGAGAACAAUCCUCCAGACAUUUGGGGAAUUGCCCACGUACCUUUUGGCAGACUCAAAACAUGCCUUCAUAUUUUUAUUUGUACUUUUUUCUGUCCACUCCUCCAUAAUGCCCAGCACUAUGGAGUGUAUGGCUUAUUGUGGUCCCGUGGACAGAUCCUCCAGUCUCUGCUGGGGAGUUCUGCAGCUCCUUCAGGGUUACCUUUGGGUCUCUGUGCUGCCUUUCUGAUUGAUGCCGUCCCUGCUCAGUCUUUGAGUUCUGGUGGGUGUCCUUUUGGCAGGUUUGUUGUGGUAUCAUGUGCUUUCCAUUUGAACAUAAUGGAUUAGAUGGUCCUCCAGAGGAACAUCAAAGAUUUUGAUAUU